Mytilinidion resinicola is the source of this 4664-nucleotide messenger RNA. Its product is annotated as DUF1709-domain-containing protein. NCBI's taxonomy places the organism in Eukaryota, Fungi, Ascomycota, Dothideomycetes, Mytilinidiales, Mytilinidiaceae. The transcript is spliced from 6 exons. Gene Ontology annotation, molecular function: GTP binding. The coding region runs from base 204 to 4580 and encodes 1458 amino acids. The record is from RefSeq and is a predicted model, not a curated record.
UCUGCACACUUCACUUCUGCCCGUCGGCCUUGCUCGAACUUCUCCUACUCUCGCUUGAGACUUCGCUGUGUUCACUGCCAUCAUUGUUCCGGCGCAUCACCGCGGUUACUCCUUGACGGAGCGCGCGCAUUCCGCAUUCCAUCCGUCGCCGAGGGCACGUUUGCGUCGCCAAUUCCUACUCCAGCAGCUACUGCCUGAGUGCGAUGCCUUCUGAAGGGGUUCCGCCUCUCCGCAUAAACAAAACAACGCCAUCCACAUCGCCGUCCAAGAUGUCCGGCGCCGCUUUCCAGCGACCACUGUCCGAGAUUGGUACGACGGAGCAGAGAAGAAACUCUCCUAGCUUCAACCAAUCUACCAAGAAACUCAUGUUCAAUCGAGACUCGUCUCCCUUCGACUCCUCGCCGUUCAACAACUCCCCGCGACUCUUUUGGAAAGAACGCGACCCAGCUUCCCCGGCCCACUUUGGAUCGGAGAACGAUUUUGAGCGCGAGCAGUCCCUGUCGCCCAAGCGCUCCUCCAUCGAGAACCUGAAGAAAGCGUCGCGCGUCAAGAACAGCAGCAUGUUCGCCCGCGAGCAGAAGAACGAAUACGACCCCACUUCAACUCCAGUCGUCGAGCGUCCUCUUGCUGCCGGUCGCCCUCUCAGCGUGCAGGCUCAAGGAAACGCAUACGGUGGCCAGAGUCUUAACGGGUUGCGAAAACAGAACGAGGAAUUCAAGGGACAUCGUAGAGGCGAGAGUUUGAGCAAGAUCCCUUUCCUCCUAAGCCCGAACAAACCUCCUGCGCGACCCAACGGAGUCUCCCCGUAUAACUCCAAUAGCGAGCUAGCGUCGCCGACUAAAUCAUCCCUCGCCAGCAACGCCAGGUUCAGCGCCGUUGGCCAGACAUACGACCCCGAAUCCAGCAUCUGGUCCGACGACGAGGAACAAUUCAAACAUCAAACCCCGCGUCCCUUGCGCCGACAUGCAAAGAGUGUAACCUUCGACGCCGCUCCACCCACAAUCAACGAAUACGAGAUGGUUACGCCUGAUCCAUCGUCUGUUGCUUCUGGUUCACGGGAGGGGAGCUUUGAUUCUGCUGAGGACUUUGACGACAGCUUCGAUCGUGGUUCGAUAGACCAUGAUGAUAGCUUUGACGCGUCUCUGGAGGAUACAGACAAGACGCCUGUUGUGCUGCCGGAAGACUGGCGACACAUGAGCCCUGAAGUCGCGAACACCUCUUUGGCAGAUACUUUUGAUGAUCCUUUCGAUGGCAGGGAGGCUAGUCCCAUGCCGACUGCACGUCCGAAUGGAGUCGCAAAGUCGGAGAACCGCCAGGGCUCAACCAACUCGGAGGGUGAAUCAAGGCCUUUGCCGCCUCUUCCUGAGCUUCAAGCAGCGAAUGGCCACCGUAGGAGAGACUCCAGCAUUGGACUAUCGACCGCGGCUGAGCGGGUGAGUGGCGCGCAGCGGUCUUUACCGAUGCCUCCACGUGCCGCUGGAGUGUCCAAAUCCGACAUUCUGAACAUGCGUGAUACCUCCAUGUCGCUUGAGGACAGGCUUCGUCUGAUGGGUCUCGAUGAUCGCAACACCGAUACCCCGACUCAGGAAAGCCACAAUGAAUCUCAACAUUCGAGGUCGCCUCAGAAAGAACAGGGUCUCGGAAUCCAAGUCCAUGUGGAUGAAGUCGAUGAGGUAGAUGAUUCUGAGAUGGAGUCAUUCAACAUCCCACGGAUCUCACGGGAGUCCAUUCUGCGAAAAGUGAAGAGCCGUAACUUCGACGACUACGACUACGACUUCUCCAUGGCGUCUAGUCCCGAGCGGAGCUACGGUGAUCUUGCGGAUCUCGAUCCUGACGUUCCAAUUCCUUCCCGAGAGGCUUCUUCGAACUUUGAUGUCGAUGUUCCAGACGCGCCAGUCAAGGCUGGAAGCGAUGCCGACAGCGUGGUUGACGCAUACUCCCUGACUGAGAUGUACAACCCCGAGCGGUCAGUUUCCCAAGUGGACGACUACGAUCGCGAAGCAUCUGUCAUACACCACAAGACAGAGCAGGAGCGUCAAGAUGACGAUGACGCCAGCCUGUACUCUCAGAAAUUGACUGAAGAGGUUGAAAAGCCACCAACAAUCACAGACUCUGAUGGACCCCCGACGCCAAAAGCAGAGCACCAUACUGCACCUGAAACUACCGCCAGUGACUUGCCUGACUUUGGCUCUUUCGUGGGAGACGAUGAUUUCAGGUUGAAGUUCGACUCCUACAUGACGCCUUCCAUUCCUAAGGCUCCAGAACCAGCUCCUCGUGAGAUCGCUUUGGAAGCUGCUUUUGAGGCUAUCCCAGCAUUCGAACCACAGCCGGAGCUGACCCCACGCCCUGCGACGCCCGAGGAUCAAUUAAAGCUGCCUCAAUUCUCAGCAGAAGAAUCUGAGCAUGAGCCAGGUACUCCAGAUUCAGUUAUCCGGCAUCCAAUGAUUGAGCCGCAAGAGCGCGAUUCUCCCGUGGUCCCAGAGCCGAUUGCAACCAUAAAAGCACCUGGGGCAAAGCUAAAGACUCGUCCAUCCCUUGUCCAGUCCGACAUCAGAGCUAUGGCAGCUCAGCGUCGCCAAGUCAGUGGAGAGCGAGCACCACCGGUUCCGGAGCGAAGUCCCAAGAGGCAGUCCAUGAGUCUGGACAUUACCAAUGGCGAUGAAGAGGAAUCAGUCGAGGAGCACAGCGAUGGAUCAAACAAGGAGAAUCCACCACGCCGUCGCGAGAGUAAUAGACUCAAGCUCGACAUACCAAUCAGCGGAGCAUCCGACGAUCUGAGCUUCGGUUUGGAUGAGGAAUUUGACCGUGUUAUUGAGGCGCAGAAGAAAGGGUACCUGAUGAGACAAAACACAAAGGUGGUGGUUGCAAGUAGUCGGCAGUUCAGCGAUGAGCAGCCGCCAAUGUCACCGACCGAAGCUUCUGCUCCAGACGGCAGAGGAACACGGUCCGCUGGAACCAGCCCUCGCAAGCCCAGCGCUGACCGGAAAGCCUGGACAACUGAGCCAUGGAAUGGAAAGGUCAGGAGAAAGAGCAUUCGCUCGACCUCUGGUAAUGUACGGAAGGCUCCCAGUGGUCCAGCACCUCCGCUGCCCGGCCAAGAGAGCAAUGUAACUGCUGGGCUGAGAACUCUCGUUGAAGGCCAAACAAUGAUAGAUGAGGAUACCGGAGAGGAGAAGGAGCGAGGGAGAUUGUUUGUCAAGGUUCUUGGAGUGAAAGACCUCGAUCUACCGCUCCCAAAGACCGAACGAACGUGGUUCCAACUCACCCUCGACAAUGGAUUGCACUGUGUGACUACCGCAUGGCUUGAGCUUGGCCAGACCGCUCCUAUUGGCCAGGAAUUUGAGCUUACCGUCUACAAGGAGCUUGAAUUUCAACUCACUCUCCAAACCAAGCUCGAGGCACCGCCGGAGCCGCCUAUGCCUACCACGUCUCCGACGAAGGUUAUAAAUCACAAGAAGUCUACUUCAGCUUUCAGCCGUCUCCUUUCUUCCCCCAAGAAGCGUAAAGAGCAGGAGCGCAAGCAAAACGAGGCAAACGAGCGUGCUGCCGAGAUCAAACAGCAGGAAAUGCAGUCUAAGCGGGCCAGUAAACAAGCUACUGCCUGGGACCUGCUGCACGACCUCGUAGGCACAGAUGGCUCAUUUGCACGCGCAUAUGUCUGCCUCAACAACCAUGAGAGUCAGGCUUUCGGCCGACCUUUCACUGUCGACAUUCCAUGCUUCAACGAGUGGGCAGUGGAUCCUGGAAGCAGUGUCAAGAGCAAGCGAGGAGGAAUGGUCCGACGCCCACCUUAUCGUAUUGGCAAGCUUCAGUUGCAACUUCUUUACGUUCCAAAACCCGAGACUGCCAAGGACGAGGAUAUGCCGAAGAGCAUGAGUGCUUGCAUUCGCGAGCUGAAAGAGGCAGAGGAGCUUAAGGCUACGAGCUGGGAAGGCCCUUUGAGCCAACAAGGCGGUGACUGUCCAUACUGGCGCCGACGAUUCUUCCGCCUCUCGGGCACCAAGCUAACCGCGUACCACGAAUCUACGCGACAACCUCGUGCAACGAUCAACCUUGCAAAAGCCAGCAAACUGAUUGAUGACCGGAGUUCUCUCACACAGUCUUCACCGUCUAAGAGUGGAGGUCGACGCAAGUCCGCGUUUGCUGAGGAAGAGGAAGGCUAUAUGUUCGUCGAGGAAGGUUUCCGGAUCCGCUUUGCUAAUGGCGAGGUCAUCGACUUUUAUGCCGACAGCGCCGCGCAAAAAGAAGGCUGGAUGAAGGUCCUCUGCGAGACUGUUGGAAAGGACAUCGGUAGCUCCAAGGGCUGGACCGACCUCGUUCUCAACAAGGAGCGACGGGACAGGAACGCAAAGAAUAUCAAAGAGAACGCCCAUACCAACGCCGGCCAGCAGCGUCCUCGAUCUCAACCCCAGCCAUACGAGCGAGCCAGCAGCAAGAGCGCUCCCACGAGUCCGCAGAAGUGGAUGCACCGCGACUCCCAACAUCCACCUCCACCAGUCGCGAAGGACCCACGCCAUGCAGUUCCGCGAGUGAAUCCGGCAAAUCCGCGACGCGAUCAAGUGCGGUCCAUGAUCUACUAGAGCCGUGUUUUAAUCUUCUCUUCUUGAAAACACUGUUUUGUUUGGUGCCAAAAUGUCGCUGUGCGGCAAUUGUUGGUUAGCUGA